AUGACGAUUGCGUCGGCCAGCUCAGAGACGUUGAGGGCGGAUAGAAAUGUGGAUGAGACGACCCCUCUGAACCCUGCAGCUUCGGAUACAAACGUCACGAAUGUAUCGGAUUACCAAACUGUCUCCAAGGGGCCAACAAGUGAUGUCCAAAGCAGCCAUGACACGGACGAAGAACGUCCGCUAGUCAGUCCAGCAGAGCCCUCGGAGAACAACAAAGUGCAGGCGUUGGCUAGCGUCAAGACAAUUAUUGCUGUAUUACUCCUGGGCGAAUUCAUCUCCAAUGCAGACACUACUCUCGUAAUGGCUACGACAGGAAAGAUCUCGUCUGAAUUCGAUCGUUUGCGCGAUGCCAGCUGGCUGGCCACGGCUUUCACGCUCGGUCUCUGCGCAGCACAACCCAUGUAUGGCAAACUGAGCGAUAUCUAUGGCCGCAAGCCGCUGCUGCUCUGGGCAUACUUUUUCUUCGGCCUCGGAUGUAUAAUUAGUGGCAUCGGCUCGAGCAUGUUGACCGUGAUUCUGGGGCGUGCCAUCAGUGGCCUGGGCGGUGCUGGAACAAUGGCGAUGGGUGUGAUUAUCAUUACAGAUAUUGUUCCACGGCGAGAUGUUGCUCAUUGGCGUGCGUAUGUCAACAUCGCCAUGACUCUGGGUCGAAGCGCAGGAGGUCCGAUUGGUGGAUGGUUAGCAGAUACCGUUGGUUGGCGAUGGUCAUUCCUUCUUCAGGGCCCGCUCACUGUGUUGGCUGCCUUGCUCGUCGUUUGGAAGCUCAAGCUUACAACCCCCACCACAAACAAGGAUAUUCGCAGGGUCGACUUCCUCGGGACAUCUCUCCUCGCCGUUGGCAUUAUCACUACAACCCUCAUUCUCGAUCAAGCUGGAAAGGCCUUUGCUUGGGUCUCUCUUACCACUGCUUAUCUUGGCACCGCUAGCGUGGCUGCAUUCGUUUCAUUUAUCGUUGUCGAGUUAUACGUGGCUCCAGAGCCAAUCUUCGACCUGCGGAUCUUGCGCCGCACCAACGUGCUUCCCAGUUACCUCAUCGGAGCUCUGCAAAUUACCGCGCAGGUUGGUAUGAUGUUCUCAGUUCCCUUAUACUUCCAGGUCACAUCUCGCGCCUCAGCCACAGUCGCGGGCGGGCAUCUUGUUCCCGCAGUGAUUGGCAAUACGCUGGGCGGCUUGAUCGCCGGUGCCUCCAUUCGACGAACAGGCCAGUUCAAGGUCUUCUUGAUUGUGGCUGGGCUGGUUGCGUCGGUCACUUACCUCCUGCUUUUCCUCCGGUGGAAUGGCAACACGGGCUUCUGGGAAUCACUGUAUAUCAUUCCGGGCGGGAUGGGAACUGGCUUCGCGUCGGCUGCGGCCUUCGUCAGUAUGACCACCUUCCUGGUGCCUCAGGAGAUUGCCAUGGCCACUGGAGGCUACUUUCUGCUGUUCAACUUCGCGAUGACUGCUGGUGUGACUGUCACGAACAGUGUUCUGGGAACCGUCUUCAAGCACCAGCUGGAGCAAAAUCUAACAGGGCCCGGAGCAAAGAAGGUAAUUGAGCCCAUGUGCAUCCUACUCUGUAUGAUCGAACGGGCUCUGUCUGAUACGGAUUAUAUCAAUGGGCUCAGUGGACAUGUUCAUGACAUUGUGGCCCGCGGGUACGUUACGGGACUCAAAUACACAUACUUGUUUGCUCUAUCUCUUUCGCUGCUCGGGUCGCUGGUGGGCUGGACAGUCCGAAAGCAUCAACUGUAA
Messenger RNA from Aspergillus uvarum CBS 121591, 1731 nucleotides. Its product is annotated as efflux pump antibiotic resistance protein. The record is from RefSeq and is a predicted model, not a curated record. Bases 1 to 1731 code for a protein of 576 amino acids. Gene Ontology annotation, cellular component: fungal-type vacuole membrane. Gene Ontology annotation, molecular function: basic amino acid transmembrane transporter activity. Gene Ontology annotation, biological process: basic amino acid transport; transmembrane transport. NCBI's taxonomy places the organism in Eukaryota, Fungi, Ascomycota, Eurotiomycetes, Eurotiales, Aspergillaceae. The transcript has 8 exons.